GCGGCCUGGCCAGCGGGAGUGGGCUCACCUGCCGCAGGUGCUCUGGGCGGACGCGACCUGGACGAGCGCGGACGGGCACUGCGGGAAGAUGCUGCGCGAGCGGACCGUGCGGCUGCAGUACGGGAGCCGCGUCGAGGCGGUGUACGUGCUGGGCACUUGCCUCUGGACCGAUGUCUACAGCGCAGCCCCAGCCGAGGCCCAGACCUUCAGCCUGAAGCACUCAGAGCGCGUGAGGGUGGAGGUGGUGCGUGACGGGCAGGCCGAGGAGGUGGCCACCAACGGCAAACAGCGCUGGCUUCUGUCGCCCAGCACCACGCUGCGGGUCACCAUGAGCCAGGCGAGCGCCGAGGCCAGCAGUGACAAGGUCACCGUCAACUACUACGAGGAGGAGGGGAAUAUGCCCAUUGACCAGGCGGGGCUCUUCCUCACGGCCAUUGAGAUCUCCCUGGAUGUGGAUGCCGACCGGGACGGCGUGGUGGAGAAGAACAACCCAAGAAAGGCAUCCUGGACCUGGGGCCCUGAGGGCCAGGGGGCCAUCCUGCUGGUGAACUGUGACCGAGACACGCCCUGGCUGCCCAAGGAGGACUUGAACGAUGAGAAGGUCUACAGCAAGGAAGACCUCAAGGACAUGUCCCAGAUGAUCCUGCGGACCAAAGGCCCUGACCGCCUCCCUGCCGGCUACGAGAUAGUUCUCUACAUUUCCAUGGCCGACUCGGACAAAGUGGGCGUGUUCUACGUGGAGAACCCAUUUUUCGGCCAGCGUUACAUCCACAUCCUGGGCCGGCGGAAGCUCUACCACGUGGUCAAGUACACGGGCGGCUCCGCGGAGCUGUUGUUUUUUGUCGAAGGCCUGCGUUUUCCCGACGAGGGCUUCCCAGGCCUGGUCUCCAUCCACGUCAGCCUGCUGGAGUACAUGGCCAAGGAGAUUCCCCUGACACCCAUCUUCACGGACACCGUGAUAUUCCGGAUUGCUCCGUGGAUCAUGACCCCCAACAUCUUGCCUCCCCUGUCGGUGUUCGUGUGCUGCAUGAAGGACAAUUACUUGUUCCUGAAAGAGGUGAAGAACCUGGUUGAGAAAACCAACUGUGAACUGAAGGUCUGCUUCCAGUAUGUAAACCGAGGUGACCGCUGGAUCCAGGAUGAGGUUGAGUUUGGCUACAUAGAGGCCCCCCACAAAGGCUUCCCCGUGGUACUGGACUCCCCCCGAGAUGGAAACCUGAAGGACUUCCCGGUGAAGCAGCUUCUGGGCCCAGAUUUUGGCUACGUGACCCGGGAGCCCCUCUUUGAGCCUGUCACCAGCCUUGAUUCCUUUGGGAACCUGGAGGUCAGUCCACCAGUGACUGUGAACGGCAAGACAUACCCGCUGGGCCGGAUCCUCAUCGGGAGCAGCUUUCCUCUGUCCGGCGGUCGGAGGAUGACUAAGGUGGUGUGGGACUUCCUGCAGGCCCAGCAGGUGCAGGCGCCUGUGGAGCUCUACUCGGAUUGGCUGACCGUGGGCCACGUGGACGAGUUCAUGACCUUCGUCCCCAUCCCGGGCACAAAGGAAUUCCGGAUGCUCAUGGCCAGUACCUCAGCCUGCUACAAGCUCUUUCGAGAGAAGCAGAGGGAGGGCCACGGGGAGGCCAUCAUGUUCAAAGGCUUGGGCGGGAUGAGCAGCAAGAGAAUCACCAUCAACAAGAUUCUAUCCAAUGAGAGCCUCAUGCAAGAGAACCAGUACUUCCAGCGUUGCCUGGACUGGAACCGUGACAUCCUCAAGAAGGAGCUGGGGCUGACGGAGCAGGACAUCAUUGAUCUGCCCGCUCUGUUCAAGAUGGAUGAGAACCGCCAGGCCAGAGCCUACUUCCCAAACAUGGUGAACAUGAUCGUGCUUGACAAGGACCUGGGCAUCCCUAAGCCGUUCGGGCCCCAAGUGGAGGAGGUGUGCUAUCUGGAGAUGCACGUGCGCUCCCUGCUGGAGCCCCUGGGCCUCUGUUGCACCUUCGUGGAUGACAUCUCCGCCUACCACAAGUUUCUGGGGGAGGUGCACUGCGGCACCAAUGUCCGCAGGAAGCCCUUCUCCUUCAAGUGGUGGCACAUGGUGCCCUGAGCUGCGGGGGGGCUGUGCUGUGCGGGUCUCAGCCUGUCGCUAGCCAAGAUUGUGGCGGGACCGGCCCUCGUGGUUCUUAGGAUUGCAAGACGCCCUUCAGCAAUAAUGGUCAGGAAACUUGGGGUGGGGGGGGAAGGAUGAUUAUUUCCAGGACCUGGAAAUUUUGCGGCAUACCUGGGGCCACACAGCAAAGUCGCAGGGAGAGAGAGAUGGCACAGGCCUGGGGUUCUGCUUUUUGGGGGG
Molecule: messenger RNA, 2329 nt
Organism: Mirounga angustirostris (Northern elephant seal)
Lineage: Eukaryota; Metazoa; Chordata; Mammalia; Carnivora; Phocidae
Gene: PADI2
Product: peptidyl arginine deiminase 2
Exons: 16
Coding region: 89-2086 (665 amino acids)
Biological process (GO): chromatin remodeling
Cellular component (GO): cytoplasm; nucleus
Molecular function (GO): calcium ion binding; histone arginine deiminase activity
Source: RefSeq, a predicted model, not a curated record